Sclerotinia borealis F-4128 is the source of this 252-nucleotide messenger RNA. The record is from the annotation of a GenBank genome assembly. NCBI's taxonomy places the organism in Eukaryota, Fungi, Ascomycota, Leotiomycetes, Helotiales, Sclerotiniaceae.
AUGCUUGUCUCGAAUCCUAAAGCCAUAACCCCAUGGCUUCACAAUUUGGAUACCAAAGCCGCAAUCAGCAACCAUCGGCUUGGCAUUUCCGCAACUCAAACUUAUGCUGGUGUGACGAACGAGCUCCAAGAGGUUGCGCCUGGUCUUUUGACACCCGUCCGUGGUACAUCAUGGCCUGGUUUUGUUUGUCGCUAUGAAAAAACUAUUCGGGAUUCUAUGGGAAUGGCCAAAUGUCGGUUUAGUACAGCUUAG